UGAGCUUGAACUAGGCAUGCCCGAAGAUCUCUACCAUCUGGGGACCUUCCAUCCUCUCUCUGGCUUUCCCUUUCAGGAUUCCCAGGAGCCAUGUUGUCAGAAAUCCUGCUGGUGUCUGCUCCAGGGAAAGUCAUCCUGCAUGGAGAGCAUGCGGUGGUCCAUGGCAAGGUAGCACUGGCUGUGGCCUUGAACUUGAGAACGUUCCUCCGGCUUCAACCCCACAGCAAUGGGAAAGUGGGCCUCAACUUGCCAAACAUUGGCAUCAAGCGGGCCUGGGAUAUGGCCAGGCUUCAGCUGCUGGACACGAGCUUUCUGGAGCAAGGUGACGUCACAGCGCCCACCCCGGAGCAAGUGGGGAAGCUGAAGGAGGUGGCGGGCCUCCGCGAGGACUGUGCCGACGACCACGAGCGCCUGGCUGUGCUGGCCUUCCUUUACUUGUACCUGUCCAUCUGCCGGAAGCAGAGGGCCCUUCCCAGCCUGGACAUCACCGUGUGGUCGGAGCUGCCCCCCGGUGCUGGCUUGGGCUCCAGUGCCGCCUACUCCGUGUGUUUGGCAGCCGCCCUCCUGGCCGCGUGCAAGGAGAUCCCAAACCCGCUGAAGGAUGGCGAACCCACCAGCAGGUGGACCUCGGAGGAUCUGGAGUUAAUCAACAAGUGGGCCUUCCAGGGGGAGCAGGUCAUUCACGGAAACCCCUCCGGAGUGGACAACGCUGUUAGCACCUGGGGAGGGGCGCUCCGCUACCAACAAGGGAAGAUUUCCUCCUUAAAGAGGCCACCGGCUCUGAAGAUCCUGCUGACCAACACCAAAGUCCCCCGCAGUACCAAGGCUCUCGUGGCCGGCGUCAGGAAGAGGCUGCUCAAGUUCCCGGAGAUCGUGGGCCCCCUCCUGGCCUCGAUAGAAGCCGUUGCCCUGGAGUGCGAGCGAGUGCUGGGAGAGAUGGCGGUGGCCCUGGCCCCGGAGCACUACCUUGUGCUGGAGGAGCUCAUCGACAUGAACCAGCACCAUCUGAACGCCCUUGGGGUGGGCCACGCCUCGCUGGACCAGCUCUGUCAGGUGACCAUGGCCCACGGACUGCACAGCAAGCUCACUGGCGGGGGCGGCGGGGGCUGUGCCAUCACGCUCCUCAGGCCAGAUCUUGAGCGGCCAGAGGUGGAGGCCACGAAGCAGGCGCUGACCGGCUGUGGGUUUGACUGCUGGGAAACCAGCAUCGGUGCCCCCGGCGUCUCCGUCCACUCAGCCGCCUCCCUGGAUGCCGCCGUCCGGCAGGCCCUGGACGGCCUCUGAGAUGAGCCCCACCAGAAGCCCCAUCCUGGAUUACUCUGGGUGCUGGAAUUCGCCUCUGUGCUGGCCAGUGGGCGCCCGGCUCUCUGUGAGUCCC
Ceratotherium simum simum (southern white rhinoceros) is the source of this 1378-nucleotide messenger RNA. RefSeq names its product mevalonate kinase (gene MVK). NCBI's taxonomy places the organism in Eukaryota, Metazoa, Chordata, Mammalia, Perissodactyla, Rhinocerotidae. Gene Ontology annotation, molecular function: mevalonate kinase activity; ATP binding. Gene Ontology annotation, cellular component: cytosol; cytoplasm. The record is from RefSeq and is a predicted model, not a curated record. Gene Ontology annotation, biological process: isopentenyl diphosphate biosynthetic process, mevalonate pathway; cholesterol biosynthetic process; isoprenoid biosynthetic process.